Molecule: messenger RNA, 7303 nt
Organism: Struthio camelus australis
Lineage: Eukaryota; Metazoa; Chordata; Aves; Struthioniformes; Struthionidae
Gene: COL19A1
Product: collagen type XIX alpha 1 chain
Biological process (GO): extracellular matrix organization
Molecular function (GO): extracellular matrix structural constituent conferring tensile strength
Source: RefSeq, a predicted model, not a curated record
GACUUGGGAUAUAUUGGUAUGAUUAUGUAAAAUCUGUGUCUGGAUUGCUGUUUGUCCUUUCUUGCAGUGUAUUCUGUGCUCACUGAGUGGGAGGGUCACACUAUGUGAGACUAAUAAGGACAGAGCUGCAUCCCCCUCUACCACUCUUUGGAGACUCACUCCAGCAACUCCUCAGCACGACAGCAGCUUUGUACAGGCAUUCACUGUGCUUCUGGGGGACAUACUAGAGCAAAAAAUUAAAGAUUCGUGGCUGAUUGUUCACAUGAGUCCAGGGGGAGAUGAAGUACCUUGGAUCCUGCGUAGUUUGGCAUUGUAUGGCAGUCUUCUUCCUCCUUCCUGUUUCUACUUCUGUGGCUGUCACUGACCAGACAGGUGCAGUGUGUCCUGUGAUGAGAACAGUUGUCCAUCAACUCAGACAAGUCAACAGAGAUGAUCUCAGUGUUUCAGGGUUUGAUCUAGCAGAAAGCUUUUCUUUGAGACAAACAUUCUGUGGAGGGGAAAAAAUCUGUUUCAAACUGGGAAGCGCACCUCUCAUCAGAGACACAAAGCAAGUAUUUCCAAAGGGGCUUCCUGAAGAAUACUCUCUAGUAGCAACGUUCCGUGUACGACGAAACACCAAGAAAGAACGGUGGUAUAUAUGGCAAAUUUUAAAUCAGUAUAACACACCUCAGAUUGCCGUCCUUAUAGAUGGUGCAAAAAAAAUUGUGGAAUAUAUGACCAAAUCUGCUCAGGGAAAUAUACUGCACUACACUUUUAAGAGUCGAGAAAUCUAUCCACUGUUUGAUCGUCAGUGGCAUAAACUUGGUAUUAGCGUGCAGUCGGGGGUCAUUUCCCUCUAUUUGGAUUGUAAUUUAAUUGAGAGAAAGCAGACUGACGAAAAAUUCACCAUUGACUUUCAGGGAAGGACUUUGAUUGCUUCUCGUGCUGCAGAUGAUAAGCCAGUAGAUAUUGAACUUCAACGCAUAACAGUUUAUUGUAAUCCAAAACUUGGAACAAAAGAUACGUGUUGUGAAAUAUCUGCAGACCUGUGCCCCCAUGAUGACAGGUUACUUGCUACUACUUCUUCCCCAGUGACUGUUCAUGCCAGCAGAAUAUACACGCUUCCAGAAACACAGCAAGAAUCUAGAGACAGAUGCUUCUGCUUUCCAAAUAAAGGAGAAGCAGGAUUACCAGGAGUAGCUGGUUUGCCAGGCCAGAAAGGAGUUAAAGGUGAAAAGGGUGAAAUGGGUGCCAAAGGACAGGAUGGUGUUGCUGGUCUUCCUGGAGAAAAGGGUGAACAUGGCCUUGCAGGUAGUAAAGGUGAAGAAGGUGAACAGGGUGAAAAAGGAGAUAAAGGAGAACCAGGACCACAAGGCAUUCAUGGAAGAGAGGGAUUAAAAGGUGACCCUGGUAAUCCUGGUGUGGCUGGUCCUAAAGGAGAAAAGGGAGAUGUAGGACCUCCAGGACCAACUGCCUUAAGCGGUUUGCCAGGAUUGGAGGGUCCCCAAGGUCCACCUGGCAAAGAAGGUCAAAGGGGAAGACGAGGCAAACCAGGACUCCCUGGAAAACCAGGGCCACCAGGACCUCCUGGUCCUUCUGGGCUAAAAGGAAUUCUGGAUUCCCUGAACAAGCAUUAUAAUGAGAGUGAUACAAGACUACUAGGAUUACUAGGCACUCCUGGAUUUAAAGGCCAGAAGGGAGAAGUUGGUCAAAAAGGAGAAGUGGGAAUGACUGGUGCAAAAGGAGAAAAGGGAGAGCCUUCUGAAAAAGGGGACAAGGGAGAUCCAGGAGAAACUGGAUUGGAGGGAUCAAAAGGAAAUAAGGGUGAACCAGGACACCCUGGACCACCUGGUCUCAUGGGAAAUCCAGGAUCAAAGGGACUGCAAGGACCUCCAGGAUCUAUUGGACCCAGAGGACUACCAGGAGAAGUUGGCUUACCAGGAGAGCACGGGUUACCAGGAAAACCGGGAGUUAAAGGAGACAAGGGGGACCCUGGUGGGAUUAUGGGACCGCCUGGGCAUCCAGGUCCAAAAGGUGAAGUGGGGCCUCCUGGGCCAAGUCUGCCUGGAGCACCAGGUCCCACUGGUAUUCCUGGAAACCCAGGUCCGCGGGGACCAAAGGGAGAAAGAGGACUACCUGGUGUGCAAGGAGCCCCUGGGGAGAUGGGACCUCCUGGAGUAGGCAUUCAGGGAUCACCAGGUCCUAUGGGUCCAGCUGGGUCAGCAGGUGUCCAGGGCCCUAGAGGACCCCCAGGGUUACCAGGAACUCCAGGUACCCCAGGUAUUAAUGGCACUCCAGGACGAGAUGGAAAGCCAGGACUGCCAGGCCCUCCAGGUGAUCCUAUUGCACUGCCACUUGUGGGAGACAUGGGUACUAUACUGAAGGGUGAUCCUGGCAUAAGAGGUCCUCCAGGCAUCCCUGGUAGAGAAGGGCCAAAGGGAAGCAAAGGUGAGCGUGGAUUUCCUGGGCUUCCUGGAGAGAAAGGUGAUGAGGGCCUUCAAGGUGUUCCUGGACUGCCUGGGGUACCAGGACCCAGUGGACCUUCUGGCGUCACAGGAAGACCUGGACAUCCUGGUCCGGCAGGGUCAAAAGGCGAAAAGGGUAGCGAAGGUUCUCCUGGGAAGCCUGGACCACCUGGGCCUCCGGGUAUGCCUCACAAUGAAAGAAAUGGAAUGAGCAGCUUAUAUAAACUCCAGGGAGGCGUGAGUGUCGCUAGUUAUCCGGGUCCACCAGGACCUCCGGGUCCAAAAGGAGAUCCUGGUGCAGUGGGAGACCCAGGACCGAUGGGAUUACCAGGACUAGAAGGACUCCCAGGAGAAAAGGGUGACCGUGGACCGUCAGGCACACCAGGAGUGGCAGGGACACCGGGAAAGCCUGGAUCUCCAGGGUCCCCAGGGAUGCCAGGUGAACCUGGUGAAAGAGGACCUAUAGGAGAUAUAGGAUUCCCUGGGCCAGAAGGGCCACAAGGAAAACCAGGAAUCAAUGGAAAAGAUGGAUUGCCAGGUCCUCCGGGUGUUGUGGGGAGACCAGGAGACCGAGGGCCCAAAGGAGAACGUGGAGAUCAGGGUAUUCCAGGGGACAGAGGUCCACAAGGUGAAAGAGGGAAACCUGGCCCAUCAGGCGAAAAGGGGGCUAUGGGUCCUAUUGGGCCACCAGGAGACAGAGGCCAUCCAGGAUCACCGGGUCAUCAAGGUCCCCCAGGUUCACCAGGACCCCCAGGUUUUCUGGCUGAUACAGUUUCAUCUGAAGAAAUAAAAAAAUAUAUCAAACAAGAGGUCCUUAAGGUUUUUGAAGAGAGGAUGGCUCAGUUUGUGUCGCAGCUGAAGCUGCCUGCUGCAAUGCUUGCUUCCCAAGCUCAUGGAAAACCAGGGCCACCAGGAAAAGACGGUUUACCAGGGCCACCAGGACAAGACGGUUUACCAGGGCCACCAGGAGAACGUGGACUUCAGGUUUGGUCUGCUCUGGAGUCAGAGCAAGUCAGACUGGAUUGAAGAACAUGAAAGCAAAACUGAAGAUGUGUGGAUCCUAAAGCUAUCAGAAGAAUAAAGACUUAUUAACAUUGAUAAGAGCAAACCCUUGAGAGAAGCUUGAAAAAUAUGAUGAGCUCAGAAUAAGAAGAACAAACAAGAAUAAAGGAUCAAAGAAAACAAUUAAAAGGCUUAGAGUCUUACAACACUGACUUCUUCAUUUUCUAAAUAUUCAGAUUACUGUAAACAGUCAACUUUAAUGUCAGUGCCAGAUUGUGCAAUGAUUAUGUAUGCGGUGGAUAGUCUCAGAUGCUUCUGGGAAGUAGCACGUUGUACUAGGCUUAACUUCCAGCUAGUGAGCAUCAAGAGUGAAGAUGAUAGCUAUGCUUGAAAACAAAUAAAGCUGCUUUUUCAUGCCUUAUGCUUAAGUAAAAGUAGUGCCCCAGGUACAUAGGAUUUCCAUGUAUUUUACCAGUAUGCUCAAUACUGUUUUUUGGUUAGUAAGAGUUAAACUAAGUGAGAAGCAUUUACUUCUCUGAUAUAUCAGAAGAUAUAUAAAGUUAUACUGCAAAAGAAAGCACGCCAAACAUUUGUCUUGCCUCCUUAUUACACUAUGAGUAAAAGAUAUUACCCUGAGAGAAGCACAGUUACAAAUACAGUUCAUGCCUUUCCCUGCUGUGCCUGUCCAUGUUAUUGUUUUGUGCCAACAGGAAAAUGAAAUUCGUAUCUCUGAGCAGAUUGAAAAGUAUCCUUGCAUAUUUCAGUUUAUUCUCAGCCAUAAAAGAUGUGGCAGGCAGGACUUUUUGGAGAAGCAUGUUAUAUGCAUGUGUGUCUGAGGCCAUCAGGGUAGCACGCUUUCUGCACGUAUGCCCAGGUCAGCGAGGAAGCAUGCUGUGUUCAUGUACAUAGUCGGUGUGCUAAACAGAUAAUAUGCAUCGGACAGGAUUUUUCAUACUGCAAAACAGUAUGGCGAGCGGGGAAACAGCGAGUAAGCAAGUAUUGACAGCCAGUUAUUCAUUAUAGUAAUUCUCACUUGUUUGCAACCCAGAUUGCCUACUCCAGGUAUUUAAUAGGGUGUUACUCUGUGCAGUAAUAUGCAUCUGGGCUGCCAGAGUGAAUCAGUGUCUAUUUUGGUCACUUACAUGUCCCAUAUAGUCACUGAAAAGUAGACGCUUUUGAAGAGUAAUUCAUAGGACCUGCGUGAUCACUUGCAGAGCAGGUGGCUAUUCGUGCAUGCUGAGCAGAGGGCCUCCUCGAGGAGGCAGGUGUUGCCUGUCUUUAUUUAAGGCAUUCUUAAACUAUUGGGAAUAGAGGCAUCCAUUUCUAAUGAAUUCUAGAAUUGUAACCUGCUAUCCUUGAGUAAGGUUGGUCCUAGUAUGGAUCAGGUAGUUCCCAAUGCUUUAGGUACAAAUAAUUUUGAUUUUAUACGAUGGUCUCAGUAAAAACAUAGCAUGCAAACGAAAAAAAACCAACAGAGUUGCAACAUGAAUGAUGAAAUAUGCAUUUGGCGGUUAAACAGACUUUGUAUAAGAAUGAUUGAAAGAUUGAUGUAUAUGUUUCCUCACUGAAAAAAAAAAAAUUACCUAUGGCGUAAGCUACAGGAAGCUGAUACUGUGAGGCACUGUGACCAGUGAAAUGUACAGCAUCUGUUUAAGGGAGAGCAGAGGAACUAGUUUACUAUGUAUGUGUUUCAAAGGAUGCUAGUGUCUUUUAGACAAACAAGAAGUUUAUUUAAACACUUUAUUGACAAGUUUUACCAUCAUCCAUUUUGCAUGCAAUCAGUCAGACUCUGUCAUGUGUUAGAUAAACUAGCUCAAUUAACUCCAUUGAUUUAAUUAGAUUUUUAAAAAUAAAAUAGAAAGUGAGUUUUGGUCCAUUAGUCCAAAUUCACAUUGGGGUAAUUUUGCAAUCCAGAGAUGCAUAUUAUCCCUUGCAUUAAUGAGACUAUUGAUUUUUGUCCUAAGGAAAAGAAGGGUUCAUCCUAGUUAAAGUUCACUGUUUCUGUUAUAUUAAGGAAACAUCAAGAGAUUUUUAUGGAUCCUCAAAACUCGUGGUAGCCCCAGGGAAUCAACCAUCUCAGCUCAGGAAAGAAAAAUACCAUUUGAUGAAUAGUAAAAAUUCCCUUUCUUGAUUGCUGAACUCUGCUUUAAAAUUUAUAUCUGUUGCUAAUUUGUAUUGUGGGAGCAUCUAGAGGCCUUGGUUGACAUCAGGAGCCCAUUGUAGUAGAUGCUGUCCAGAUAGGGUCACUUUUUACUUCAGAAAUAGCUGCAGAGUUUUAAAGUCUUACCUCCCCUAAGCUGUUCUUUACUGUGGAAGUGAAAUCAACUUAUUUUUACUCUGAUUUGAAAACCAGUUACUACCUCACAGCUGAGAGGGCUGUGACGCAAAGAACAGAUUCAGACUGUGCACUGGAAACUGGAUAGGAAGGGCUUGCUUGCUCUUAGCACCAUUUCUGCUGCUUUGCCGUUUUGUGUUUUUACGAAUGCAGUGAUAUGCACACUAUUUGCACACUGAAAUACAAUGGAUACUUUGGAAUCAUUGUUCUCUGCUGUGUUAAUGUAUUUGCCUCACAUUUGUGUUAAAAGAACCUCAGAUUUCUCUGGAUACUGCCGUGCUAGUUUCGGCUGCUGUAUUCGCCAUGCACAUGGAAGAGGGUCUCAGAAUAUAGAUGGAAUUCCCUUUGGGGCUGUUUAAAUGAGAUGACUUUUUCUAUCCCUCCAGAGCAUACAGAUACGAAAUAGUAUCAUUUCCAAGUAGAGCUCAGGCUGUUGCAAUAUUUGCUUCUGACAGACUGCAAUAUUUGUAGUACUGUUAGAUAGCACCAAACCAUAAGCUACGUUUUAGCUAUCACUGGUCUAUGAACAGAAGAAGAGUGCUUAAUCUGCUUAAAUACAUACUUGCUACAUACUACUACUAAGUGUUUACCAUACCACCCACAUUGGGUACAUGUUUACAUGCAACAACUUUUGGGAUGCAGAAAUUGUGACAAAACUUCUGGAACCCAAGUGAAAGGCUUUGGUAAAGCAGUUGCCUCUGGAAGCCUUUCGAAUCAAGCAGGAACCUCUUACUGGAGUUGUGAUUCUACCAGUAGAAGCAUAAAAUAUCUUAUAUUUGCCUUUGUGUUAAAACCAAUAAAUCGAAACCUUAUUCAGGUAUGUGAUAAUAUUUUCCUUUGACUGUGUAUGAAUUUGUCACUUUAAGCUCAGAUAGAAGGUAAUACUAUCCUCUGGAAGUGUAAUCAUGGGACCUGCUUCUGAGCAAAAUAUACCUCACUGAAAAUCAAAUAUUGCACUGCCAGAGUCACAUAUUGCAUUGUUUAGAUUGUUUACUUAUAAGCCUGUUUACUUAUAUGCUUAUACUCUGUUAAAUAAAGCCUUGUUUUUAGGAAAGCUACCCGGGAAAUUUUAUAUUAAACUUCAGUGUUAACAAAACUUGCUCUGCCACUAUGUACGAACUACACCUUUGUAUAUGUAUCCAGGUACAGCUAGUAAUUGUUUACUCAGUCCUUGUUCAUACAUUUGCAUAGGCAGCCUGCUGUUUGUACUGUUGUUUUUUUUCCCCCUUAUUGUCUUGAAUUCCAGUGAUGUUUACAGAAUCUUUCAAUCUAUCUUGAUCCAUUUUCAACUAUGUUAUGUCAGUUAUCUACAAUAAUGCUAUUAUGGAGAUUGUAAAUGUGCUAUAUCGUAAAUGUGAUUUCUCUCUCUUCCCCAUAGCUCAAGAAAUGCAAAACAGAUAAUGAGUGGCAGCACUACUUUGUAAAAUUAUAAUUAACUGGGUUUGUAGUGAGAAAUGUACUGUAACUAUCUAUUGUAAAUUAAGAAACAUAGAGAUAUAUAAUAAAUAGGAAAUGUAAUAGA